Molecule: messenger RNA, 1284 nt
Organism: Paralichthys olivaceus (Japanese flounder)
Lineage: Eukaryota; Metazoa; Chordata; Actinopteri; Pleuronectiformes; Paralichthyidae
Product: leukocyte cell-derived chemotaxin-2-like
Source: RefSeq, a predicted model, not a curated record
CCUGCACAACAAAGAACCUGCAGACAGUUUUCACUCAGCCCUGACUGACUGAACCCGAGGAGGUCAGAGGUCAGGUAAACAGCUGCUGUCUGAGUCCAGAGGUUUGAUUCUGUCACAGAGAAGAAACGUGACCCAGCUUGAUUUUGUGAAAUAAUAGAAAAUCCUGUAACUGUUUGCAUCUGAACCAAGCUCAGUGUGACAGAGGAACCUGGAUCUGAACAUGAGACGUGUCGGGGCUGUGGUCGUUUUGGCUGUGUUGUGUGUGUGUGAUGCUGUUAGGUUCGGUCAGCUCUGCAGUGGAAACUCAGCAAACACCAGACGGACAUUGGACAGUUGGGGUCACGGUCACUAUGGAGCCAGACGGGGAACCCGGGAACAUAAAGGUCUGGACAUCGUGUGCAGCGACGGCUCAAUCGUCUACGCUCCGUUUGACGUGACCCUCGAAGGACGACUCACCGUCUACACCGACACCAAGAAGGCCGCCAUUAACAACGGCAUCAACCUGCGAGGAGAAGGUCUGUGCUUCAAGCUGUUCUACGUGAAUCCGGACCGAACCUUAGGCUCGGUGAGGAAGGGUCAGCGAAUCGGCACCAUGAUGCCCAUGCAGAGUGUUUAUCCAGGAAUCACGUCACACGUCCACGUCCAGAUGUGUGACAAGAGUGACCCCACGCAAUACUUCUGACAGCCUCACGGGGAGCUGACGGCAUCACUGGCUCUGCCCACACUGAUUCGUCUUAGUUUGAAAACUCUGGUUUUGUGUUUUGGUCUGAACACAAACUGAGACUUUAGUAAACGAUGACGCUUCUUCCUGAUUGGCUCUCAUUAGUCACAUUCAAGAUUCAAGAUGUUUAUUGGUCAUGUACACAAUAACAGACACAGCGGUUUAUUAUUGGGUAAUGAAAUUCCUUUUUUGCAACUGCCCGACCAUUGAUCUAUGCUUACUAAUAUAAAGAGAAAAAAAGAAGAAAUAUAAUAAAUACAAAAUAUAAAAUAUAAAGUGCAUAAGUCAAACAAAAUAUAUAAGUAGAAUGAAAAAUAAACAUUAUUAAAAAAAAGAAUAAGAUAACAGGUGACAGAUCAAUGUGAAGUAGGAUGGCAAUUCAAACAAAUAGGAGAUGUAAUGUGCAGUGUCUUGUGCAAAAAUUGCAAACAUAGAGGUAGAUGGUGGUUAAGGCCCGCGGUUCAAAAGCCUGAUGGCCUGGGGAUAAAAACUGUUUGUCAGUCUAGUAGUCCACAAAUCACUGUUCCCCCUUCAGUCAAAAACGAAUAAAAUAUUAAAACCAC